CACAUCAUUGGUGUCAGUGGGGGGAAUGGUGCCCCAUCGUUGGUGUCAGUGGGGGGAAUGGUGCCCCAUCGUUGGUGUCAUGGGGGGGAAUGGUGCCCCAUCGUUGGUGUCAGUGGGGGGAAUGGUGCCCCAUCGUUGGUGUCAGUGGGGGGAAUGGUGCCCCAUCGUUGGUGUCAGUGGGGGGAAUGGUGCCCCAUCGUUGGUGUCAGUGGGGGGAAUGGUGCCCCAUCGUUGGUGUCAGUGGGGGGAAUGGUGCCCCAUCGUUGGUGUCAGUGGGGGGAAUGGUGCCCCGUCGUUGGUGUCAGUGGGGGGAAUGGUGCCCCAUCGUUGGUGUCAGUGGGGGGAAUGGUGCCCCAUCGUUGGUGUCAGUGGGGGGAAUGGUGCCCCAUCAUUGGUGUCAGUGGGAGGAAUAGUGCCCCAUCAUUGGUGUCAGUGGGAGCAAUAGUGCCCCAUCAUUGGUGUCAGUGGGAGCAAUAGUGCCCCAUCAUUGGUGUCAGUGGGAGGAAUAGUGCCCCAUCAUUGGUGUCAGUGGGAGGAAUAGUGCCCCAUCAUUGGUGUCAGUGGGAGGAAUAG
Staurois parvus is the source of this 573-nucleotide messenger RNA. The record is from the annotation of a GenBank genome assembly. Lineage: Eukaryota; Metazoa; Chordata; Amphibia; Anura; Ranidae.